GGCGAUGAAUGAGGCGAGGGGCGUGGCUGGCGGCUGCACGCGACCGCCGAGCUCGCCGUCACAACGUGAGGGGGCAAUGAGGCGGGGGAAGGAGCUGGCUCGCUGCUGUCCCCGCUGCCGCCGUAACGGCUGAGUGUGGUGUGUUCCGGCCCGCCCGUGUCCAUGCACGAGAGCGGUAGCUGUCACAGCUGUUGCCCCGCCAUCUCUUUCUUCCGCUCGCGGCCGCCAAGGGACGCUGGUAGCCAAUUCCGGCGCUGCGUCGGUGGGUGACCGAGAGCCCCCGCCCGCCUCUCAGCAUGCCAUGGGGAACAGCUGGGCGGCGCAGUGGUGCUGCUGGGUCUUCCCGAGACGAGAAGCGGGACGCCUCCAGCGAGGAGGAGGAUCAAAGUAUUUUAGGACAUGCUCAACAGGAGAACAUUUCACCAUAGAGUUUGAGAAUCUAGUGGAAAGUGAUGAGGGUGAAAGUCCAGGAAGCAACCAAAGACCUCUGACAGAAGAAGAAAUUGCUGCUCUUAGAGAAAGGCAAUACAAUUCCAUUGCGGAAAAACAGAGAACUUUAGAUGAUAAGCUUCAAUCAGAGUUAGCCAUACAAGAGGAGAAGUUAAGAAUAGAAGAGGAGACUUUAUAUGCUGUGCAGCGUGAAAGAGCCAGGGCAGCAAAGCAGAGAAAGUUCUUGGAGCAACAAAAGUUGCAGAGAAUAGCUCAGAGAGCAAACCCUGGAGAUGCCCAAAGUACCAUGACAGAAGAGGACUUUGAUUCUUACUUGAGAAAUGUAAAACUACCAUAUGAAGCUUUCCGCACUAGCAGACUCUCAUCAGAUGCCACUGUUCUGACACCAAAUACAGAGAGCAGUUGUGAUUUAAUGACCAAAACCAAAUCUACAAGUGGAAAUGAUGACAGUAAUUCCUUAGAUUUAGAAUGGGAAGAUGAAGAAGGUAUAAACCGAAUGAUCCCACUGAGAGAACGUUCAAAAACUGAAGAAGAUAUUCUCCGGGCAGCGCUGAAAUUUAGUGGCAAGAAAACUGGAAGUAACCCAACUUCUACAUCUGAUGAUUCUACUGGUUUGGAAUGGGAGAAUGACUUCGUUAGUGCAGAAAUGGAUGAUAACGGCAAUUCAGAGUAUGCUGGAUUUGUAAAUCCUGUUUUAGAACUUUCUGCAACAGACCAAAAAAUUUCUGGUGUUGAUCAGCAAGUGAGAUAGUGAAAUUGACCAUUGGGUGUCUAACAAAAUGGAUGAAGUUGGCAAAACCUACAAACCUGUAUUGUGCACAGUCCUCUAAUUGCUGCUGCUGCAAAGCCUCCUUUAAAAUAAGAAAAUUACACAGUGACCACCCUUGGUGAAUGAGCUCCAGAUUUCUAGAAAAAGAAGGAAUCUAUGUUAUACCUUAUGUCCAUUAAAGAAUAUGGUUUGCUAACAGUUGGUUUGCUAUCUGAACGGAAUUGUAAGUGCAAUUUUUAUCAUCUACCUUUUAAAUGUUUAUACUUGAAUGAUUCUGUUAUGUCUGUUUUUAGGUUUAAGCAUACAGCUGUUUGCAUUAAAUUUGGUGUUACAGCUUGAUGUUUUAAUCAUCCUAAUUUUCAGUCUGUAUUUUUUAUUUCAAUACCUACAUUAGCAUAAUUUUAGCAGGAAAUCUUAUCAGCACCUUUGUACUUGAAUUAUGAAACUAGAUAGGAAUUCUGCUAUGACUUCCCAAGUAACAUAGGAUGCUGCCUUAUACUGAGUCAGUCUAUUGAUCCAUAUAGCCCAAUGUUGUCAACAUUGGCAGUAGUUUCCCAGUUCUCCAGUGUUUCAAGAGAUUCCCAGAUUUACGUGGAAAUGUCAAGAUCUGAAGGGGGCCAUGCUGAAUGCAAACCACAUGCUCUGAGUGAAGCAUCCCUAACAGUUUUACAUUUUGCAGUUCGUUUUGAAAAUUAAGUAAACUUUUGAAUGUGAUUUUUCUUUAUUCCUCCCUGUGUUUUACUGAGAUUAUAUCUCAAGCACAAUGUCAUACAUUUAAAAUAUAUGCUAAAACAUUAUAAAUGAAAUUUAUCAUGUGCAGUAAUGAGCCAUAUAACUAGAGAAAUCUGAAAGUAUUGAAGACAUCUUUGUUUAAAACAUUGGAUACCAAAAUGCAGGGUUUUGUGUUUUUUAAGCUUCCAUUUUUCUCUCUAAUCAAAAAUAUAAAUACUUCUAAUAUAAAGUAGUUGCAUAAUUUUUAAAUUGUAUAAAAUUAAUAUUGCUUAAUAAUUGGUAAUUUAGUGUUCUGAUUUGUAAAAUAUAGAAAGCAUGAGUACUUUCUGUGGCUGAAUCAAUGCAAACGCACAUUCCAAUCAAAGUGUAUCCUUCUGAAGUAUGUGAAUCAUUUCAUUCUUGUAAUUAAGACUAAUAAUAAAAUUCAGUUUAUCAGAUUUAGUAACUGCUGCAAAUGAAGAGUGAUGACACUGUUAUUCAAAAAUGUUACUUCUAUUACUGGUAUGGUUUAAUUCUCAAAAAGAAUUCCUGUGCUUAAAUGGUUCUGGCCAUUGAGACUAGAAAAAACUCCCUAUGAAGCUGUUUUUCUGAUGGGACAAAAACUGCUUUGGAAUGAUGGUAACAUUAGUAUGAUAAAGCAGAUUAUAUGUCUCCCUCAGAAGUAUCUAAUUCACAACAAUUUUCAGAGUUUAGCAAUGUAGUAAAUCAGGGAGCAGCAGUAUUUGCUUCCAUGAUACCUCAAGUUGCUGAACUUCAUUUUGUCCUGCUCGCUCGUCGUGCUCUAAGGACUUCUUACAAGCUUCCUACCAAGAGUUUUCUUGCGAAGCAUUAACAAUGAAAUACUACACAUACAAACAAGAUGAUGGCUUCUAGCAGCUGCUGCUACAGAGGUAAGGAAAACCAGAACUGAAAAUGAUUAAUUGGUUUUAAAAAGUCUCCAAGUCAAGCUUGACCCCAAAAACUUCAUGGACGUGGGAAAAAAAGACAAGGCUUGUUUUUUUGUUUUUUUUUUUGGCAACAGUAUGGAAGUUGUAUGCCAGUUUUCUUCCAGGAUCUUUUUUUUUCCAUUUCCCAGUCUAUAUUACAGCUCUGGUAUUGACUGGAAUCUGUCCCAAGCACUGCCCAUAUCUGACCUUACUUAGGGUCCAAGCCCAGACAAAAUUAGCCAGGGCUGCCAUCUGCUGAAGGAGAGCUGAACAUCUCUUUCACCUUUGCUACCAAAGGCAAUAGUAGUUUUUAAAACCACUGAAGUGCAUAAAUCAAUAAUUACAUACAUUCGGCUUGGUAGGCUUGUUCUUGGCAUUUGCCCCUUUGCUGUUCUGUAACAAGCCUUUAUUACUGCCACAUUGAUUCAUAAACUCUUUCCUCUUAAUAUCUUAAUUUAUAGAUUAUGAUGAUUCCAGAUUCAGAAUAUUGUUUACAUAAUUCACUGCCCUAGAGUUAUGGGUUUAAAGAGGUCAGUGGCAGUAAAUAGUUACGAAAUGUUUAUAUGUAAAAAUUUUAACUCCUGUAGUAUGCCAAGGUCAUAGUUUGAUUUCUUUCCCUGUGCCUUUUGUUUAAAUAAAUACAGAUGUUUACCAUAUGUAUAUGAUACCUUCCACCAAAAAGAAGUUCUUCAUAUAUUGCAUUUCUAAAGUAGAAGUUUGUUGCUGAAAAAAAUUAUGAGUUCUACAUUUUCAGUUCUUGUGAUAUGCUUUAUUAUAAGAGAUUUGUACACUACAAAUGUAUAUUUUUGGUUUGACAUGAAUUUCUCUGUCACUUCCUGACUUGAUCAUGUUACCAAUCCUUAAAAGUUUAGAUUUCUCAAGCUGUGAAUAAAUUUUUUACGCACUUCAUAA
Candoia aspera is the source of this 3789-nucleotide messenger RNA. It is a transcript of the gene AP1AR, whose product is annotated as adaptor related protein complex 1 associated regulatory protein. Gene Ontology annotation, cellular component: endosome. NCBI's taxonomy places the organism in Eukaryota, Metazoa, Chordata, Lepidosauria, Squamata, Candoiidae. The record is from RefSeq and is a predicted model, not a curated record. Gene Ontology annotation, molecular function: kinesin binding; AP-1 adaptor complex binding. Gene Ontology annotation, biological process: negative regulation of cell motility; regulation of Arp2/3 complex-mediated actin nucleation; negative regulation of substrate adhesion-dependent cell spreading. The transcript has 10 exons. The coding region runs from base 302 to 1201 and encodes 299 amino acids.